This is a messenger RNA of Rangifer tarandus platyrhynchus (Svalbard reindeer), 492 nucleotides long. The record is from the annotation of a GenBank genome assembly. NCBI's taxonomy places the organism in Eukaryota, Metazoa, Chordata, Mammalia, Artiodactyla, Cervidae.
AUGCUGGGUUUCUGCCUUUAUAAUAGGAGUCUGAAGUUCGUGCAAGUGCCAAGCUGGAACAAGAGGCCAGCAGAGGUGCCCACUUGGAGGUCCAUGAUGGAAGGAGGAACCCAGCAUCCAGCAUCUCAGCUUCUGCUUUCUUCUCUGUGCCUCGAUCCCAGCUUGGCACAUGCCGGGAGUGAGUACCAGCUUCCGAGGGCCACCGUGGCAAAAGUAUCACAGCCUGGGGGACUUACAACAGCAGAUGUUUACUGUCUCACCGUUCUGCGGGGGGGCAGAAGUCUGAAAUCAAGGUGUCAGCAGGGCCAUGCCUCUGCUGAAGGUCUGGAGGACGAUGCUUCCCUGCCGCUCUCAUUUCAGAUGGCUGCUGGACUGAUCUUUGUCUCCAUGGACAUCCUGCCUUCUUCUCUUUGUUUCUCUCUCUGCGUCUUCUCCUUUUCUUAUAAGGACUCAAGUCAUAUUGGAUUAAGUGUUCACCCUAAUCCAGCGUAA